Coniophora puteana RWD-64-598 SS2 is the source of this 3189-nucleotide messenger RNA. RefSeq names its product Piwi-domain-containing protein. The coding region runs from base 99 to 3065 and encodes 988 amino acids. NCBI's taxonomy places the organism in Eukaryota, Fungi, Basidiomycota, Agaricomycetes, Boletales, Coniophoraceae. Gene Ontology annotation, molecular function: protein binding; RNA binding. The transcript is spliced from 6 exons. The record is from RefSeq and is a predicted model, not a curated record.
GUAACCCUCAAAUUCCCUAUAGAUCUGUGGUCUUCGCUCCCUGUCCCCCAUCUCUCUUUUCUUCCCCCUUUCAACAUACACACACACAACACAUCAGCAUGAGCAACCGUGGCGCAAGAGGUGGGCCACGUGGCGGUGGUGAGUCUAGGGGCGGGCGAGGAGGAAGAGGCGGGCCUGCAGGUGGCCCUAGGGGCGGAGGCGGCGGAGGCGGUGGCUACGGCGGGGGCGGGAGGGGCGGGGGUGGCGGUGGUUACCGUGGCGGCGGCCCUGCCCGCGGCGGGGGUCCGAUCAUCUUCCAACAGGACCGACCCGCGACCGAGGACCAACGGUUGGCUACCACCGCUCAGCUCGAAGGGACGCUCAAGAAGCUACCCUUCCGCGCUGAGCGGCCGUAUCGACCCGGAUUUGGCACCCUCGGUACCCGCAUCACUCUGCGCUCCAACUUCUUCCCUGUCAAGGUCCCGAAGGGCACCAUCUUUGACUACAGCAUCAAGAUCUCGCCUGAUCCUGGCGGACGGAAGACGAGGAAUCGCAUCUUCCAGCUGCUCGAAGCCAGCACUAACCAACAGUGGCGCCCGUAUGUCAACGUCGUCGCUCACGAUAGGAGCGCGCGCCUCGUGUCGGCGAAGAAGUUCCCGCAGCCCCUCGACAUUCCGAUCACGUUUGUCGACGAAGGUCGUACUCAGCCAGAUCCGCGAGCAAAGGUGUACACUGUAUCUAUCGAGUUCACGCGGGAGCUCGACAUGUCGCAGAUUAACAAAUAUACCGAGGGUGGCCAGGAAUACCGCGACUAUGAUCCACUUCCCCUCAUCUCCGCUCUCAACCUCAUCCUCCAAUACAAAGCUGCUCACAGCGGAUUCCGCGUCGGUGCUGGGCAGGACAAAGCUAGCACAGCCAGCAAGUACUUCUUCCCUACCCUCGAUCGGUUCCCCCUCGGCCCGGGCGUUGAGGCGUGGAAGGGCUUCUUCGUUUCGGUCCGGCCCGUCUACAAAGAGAUGAUGAUCAACGUCAACGCCUGCAUGUCGGCGUUCUAUAAGCCUGGCAAACUCUCCGAUGCCAUCAUGGAGUUCAGGCGGGAGUCGAGAGGCGGCAUUCCGGCGCGAUUCACGCAGAGGCUGUCGGUUACCACAACCCAUCUGGGCUAUAAACAGCGCAAGCCGGUCAGACGCAUUUUGAGCGCGACGGCGCGGACGUACAAGUUCCAGUGCGAUGAGUAUGGCGGCGGUCAGAUUUCUGUCGAGGAUUACUUCAAGCGGAAGUACAAGAUCACCUUGCGCAAUGCCAAUGAUCUCCCCGUCGUCGAUAUCUCUGGCCCAAACUCACGCAACGCGAUCAUCGUUCCCGCCGAGUUGUGUGAGAUCGAGCCGGGCCAGAUGUACGGCAAGCUCUCCGACAAGGAGACGGCGUCGAUGAUCCGCUACGCGUGCCGUCGCCCCAUCGAGAACGCGACGUCCAUCGUCAACGAGGGCUUCCCCUCCCUUGGCUUCACACCCGACACGUUCGGUGACCCCGCCCGCGCGUUCGGCCUCUCGGUGGUUGGCGACAUGGCGACCGUUCCCGGACGCGAGCUGCCCCCUCCGAAGUUGAGCUACUCGGGUGGGAAGCCGCUCUUCGCGAAGAACGGUGCGUGGAACAUUCUCGAGGUCAAGUUCCACAAGGGCGCCGACGUCAGGUCGUGGUGGGUUCUCGUCGUGAACGACCAGCGACCGGUCUUCCAGGGGCCAAACGACCAGGCGCUCACGGCGAUAUGGCGCGGCUUCGGCGAGAAGCUGCGCAAGAGCGGCGUCAGACUCCAGACGUCGCCCACUCUCAUUGCGACGGACCAGCUCCCCCCGCCCGGCAGUGACCCCGGGCGCGCUCGCGCGAUGUCGAUGAUCGAGAACAAGAUCCAGAGCAACAUCAGCAAAAGCGGCAAGCCCACCUACAUCCUCGUCCUCCUCUCCGGCGUCGACAAGUUCAUCUACCCGGGGAUCAAGCGACUAUGCGACGUGCAGCUCGGCGUGCACACGAUGCACAUGCUCACGGACAAGGUGCUGCGCGGGUGGCCGGAGGACAUGAACAAGCAGGACCAGUACUUCUCGAACGUGGCGCUCAAGCUGAACGCGAAGCUCGGCGGCGUGAACCAUCUGCUCGACGCGGAGAGCAUGCGCUGGCUCACGGAGCAGAAGCGGCGGAUUAUGAUUGUCGGUAUGGAUGUGACGCAUCCGAGCCCGGGGAGUAUGGCGGGGACGCCGUCGAUUGCGGCGGUGGUGGCGAAUGUGGACGAGCAGUUUGUGCAGUUUCCGGCGAGUAUGCGGAUUCAGCAGAGUAAGAAGGAGAUGAUCACGGAUCUUACAGAGAUGAUGGUCGAGAGGCUGGUAGCGUAUCAGGGUAAGAACAAGACGCUCCCGGACCGCAUUUAUCUCUAUCGCGAUGGCGUUUCGGAGGGCCAAUUCGAUAGUGUCCUUGUGCAAGAACUGCCUAAAGUCCAAGAGGCGUUCAAGAAGGUCGGCACCGGCACACUCGCUGGUGCCAAAGCGCAGGCGUAUAAACCGAAACUCACGAUCAUCGUCUGCGGCAAGCGCCAUCACGCGCGCUUCUAUCCCACCGACUCCCGGCAUGCUGAUAAGAACGGCAACACUCAACCGGGGACUAUCGUUGACCAGGGCGUCACCACUGUGUACGACUUCGAUUUCUACCUCCAAGCACACGCCGGUCUACAAGGCACCGUGAAACCCACGCACUACACCGUCAUCUACGACGAGAACAAGCUCGGCGCAAACGAGAUCCAGCAGGGCACGCACACCUACUCGUACCUGUACGCGCGCGCGACCAAGGCCGUGAGCCUCGUGCCCGCGGCGUACUACGCGGACCUCGCGUGCGAGCGCGGGCGGUGCUAUCUGAACGACUUGCUCAACGCGGACGAGCAGCAGUCGAGCGCGGGCGGGUCGACGAGCGGGGCGCCGAGGCGCCCGCGGAACCAGCAGGAGAAGGAGGCGGAGGAGCAGAGGGUGUUUGAGAGGGCGGAGAGGCUGUGGGGGAACGGGGUGCAUCCGGAUUUGAGGGGGUCGAUGUUUUAUAUCUAGGGUGUUGGGGUUUGUGUUUUGUUUUGUGCAUUGUUUUCGUGUUUGUAGACUGUUUUCUGUAUUGUACAUUGUACAUGUAUUUUAUGUGCGACUUCCGUUCCAGUAUGUAAUUCAUGAGUUCUCG